Propithecus coquereli (Coquerel's sifaka) is the source of this 2079-nucleotide messenger RNA. It is a transcript of the gene PDE4C, whose product is annotated as phosphodiesterase 4C, cAMP-specific. The transcript has 15 exons. Gene Ontology annotation, cellular component: perinuclear region of cytoplasm; nucleus; cytosol. Gene Ontology annotation, biological process: signal transduction. Bases 16 to 2046 code for a protein of 676 amino acids. The record is from RefSeq and is a predicted model, not a curated record. NCBI's taxonomy places the organism in Eukaryota, Metazoa, Chordata, Mammalia, Primates, Indriidae. Gene Ontology annotation, molecular function: 3',5'-cyclic-AMP phosphodiesterase activity.
CCAGCCGUCCUGGCCAUGCAGGGCCCUCCGCCGCCCGCCCCGGGCCCUGGGCCCGGCUCCCCCCGGGGCUCCCCGCGUGGCUCCCCUGGGCUCUUCAGGAAGCUCCAGGUGAACCAGAGCAUCCGCCUGCAGCGGCGCUUCACCGUGGCCCAUCCGCUGUGCUUUGACCUGGAAAAUGGGCUCCCGGGCGGGAGAAGCACCCUGGACCCUCAGACUGGGCCUGGCCUGGGCCGGGUCAUCCAGGCUCCUGCCCCGCACAGCCAGCGGCGCGAGUCCUUCCUGUACCGCUCGGACAGCGACUAUGAACUCUCGCCCAAGGCCAUGUCCCGGAACUCCUCCACAGCCAGCGACCUACACGGAGAAGACAUGAUUGUCACACCCUUUGCCCAGGUCUUGGCCAGUCUGCGGACGGUUCGGAGCAACGUGGCGGCCCUUGCCCACCUGCAAGGCUGUGGGGCAGCCAAGCAGGCAUCGGUCGGGAACCCUACGUCCAGCAGCCAGCCCCCUGCACCUACAGAGGACCCGGAGCAGAAGCUGGCACUGGAGACCCUGGACGAGCUGGACUGGUGUCUGGAUCAGCUGGAGACACUGCAGACCCGGCACUCGGUGGGCGAGAUGGCCUCCAACAAGUUCAAGCGGAUGCUGAACCGGGAGUUGACCCACCUCUCUGAAACCAGCCGCUCUGGGAACCAGGUGUCCGAGUACAUCUCCCGGACCUUCCUGGACCAGCAGACUGAGGUGGAGUUGCCCAGGGCGGCCGCCGAGGAGCCUGCACGGCCCAUGUCCCAGAUCAGCGGCUUGCACGGGCCCCGCCACAGCGCCAGCCUCUCCUCAGCCACCGUCCCGCGCUUUGGGGUCCAGACUGACCAGGAGGGGCAACUGGCCAAGGAGCUGGAAGACACCAACAAGUGGGGGCUUGAUGUGUUCAAGGUGGCAGAGCUAAGUGGGAACCGGCCCCUCACAGCCAUCAUAUUCAGCAUCUUUCAGGAGCGGGAUCUGCUCAAGACAUUCCAGAUCCCAGCAGACACGCUGGUCACCUACCUGCUGACCCUGGAGGGUCACUACCACGCCGACGUGGCCUAUCACAACAGCCUACAUGCUGCUGACGUGGCCCAGUCCACACACGUACUGUUGGCUACACCCGCCCUCGAGGCUGUGUUCACAGACCUGGAAAUCCUGGCCGCCAUCUUUGCAAGUGCCAUCCACGACGUGGACCACCCCGGCGUCUCCAACCAGUUUCUGAUUAACACCGACUCGGAGCUGGCCCUGAUGUACAAUGACGCGUCGGUGCUGGAGAACCACCACCUGGCGGUGGGCUUCAAGCUAUUGCAGGCAGAGAACUGUGACAUCUUCCGGAACCUCACCAAGCGCCAGCGGCAGAGCCUGCGCAAGAUGGUCAUCGACAUGGUGCUGGCCACAGACAUGUCCAAACACAUGAACCUCCUGGCUGACCUUAAGACCAUGGUGGAGACCAAGAGGGUGACAAGCCUCGGUGUCCUUCUACUGGACAACUACUCGGACCGCAUCCAGGUCCUGCAGAGCCUGCUGCACUGCGCGGACCUCAGCAACCCCACCAAGCCGCUGCCCCUGUACCGCCAGUGGACAGGCCGCAUCAUGGCCGAGUUCUUCCAGCAGGGUGACCGCGAGCGUGAGUCAGGCCUGGACAUCAGCCCCAUGUGCGACAAGCACACGGCCUCGGUGGAGAAGUCCCAGGUGGGUUUCAUCGACUACAUUGCCCACCCGCUGUGGGAGACUUGGGCUGACCUGGUACACCCAGACGCACAGGACCUGCUGGACACGCUGGAAGACAACCGCGAAUGGUACCAGAGCAAGAUCCCCCGAAGCCCCCCGGACCUCACCAGCCCUGAGCGGGGUGGCCCUGACAGAUUCCAGUUUGAGCUGACUCUGGAGGAGGCGGAGGAAGAGGAGGAGAAAGAGGAGGCAACGUUAGACAGGAAGGCCUCAGAGUCACCUGACACUAAGCUCCUGUCCCCUGAAGCCAGCCAAAACCCCAGUGACCUACCUCUGGACAACCACAGGACUUAGGGCAAGCCCUUUGGCACCAAAUGGCCCCUAGUG